UUUCAUUGUUACAGAUUGCUCAUACACAAAGUUUUUCUCGCCAUUUGAAAACGGGAUAUCGUCUGGGUAGGGUCUAAAUUAUCUUUUAUAAAAUGGCUGAUAUACAAGACAACGUUAUCGAUAUGGUGUACAAAAUGCAACGAUUUUCUUGGGUGGAUUAUGUGGUAUUUGUUUUUAUGUUGGCAAUUAGUGCAUUUGUUGGUGUUUAUUGGGGGUUUCUGAAGAAACAGACUACUCAAAGCGAUUAUUUACUUGGAGGAAGAAAUAUGCAGGUUCUUCCGGUAUCAAUGUCUCUUGUUGCCAGUUUCAUAUCCGGUAUAACAUUGCUGGGUUCACCAACAGAGGUGUACAUGUACGGUACUCAGUACUCCUACAUCAUCAUCGGAAUCUUUCUCAUGUCUAUCUUCAUGACUCAAGUCUACCUGCCCGUGUUCCAUGAACUUAAAAUCACGUCCAAUUAUGAGUAUUUGUCGCUGAGAUUUGACAACAAAGUACGUUUAUUUGGAUCUAUCGUCUUCGUUAUUGCAAUGAUUGGCUGGCUACCAAUUGUCAUAUACGUCCCCGCACUGGCUUUUAAUCAAGUGACGGGUGUAGACAUACACAUAAUAACUCCAAUCGUAUGUUUGGUGUGCAUAUUCUACACGAGUGCUGGUGGUCUGCAAGCCGUGGUAUGGACUGAUGUCAUCCAAAUAACAGUGAUGAUGGGAGCCAUGGCUUUAGUCGCAGUCAAGGGAACCCUGGAUGUCGGGGGAUUUGGUGUGGUGUGGUCCCGAAAUAUGGAAAGUGGGCGGAUUGAAACACCAAAUUGGGACUUCAACCCCACAGCUCGGCAUACGAUAUGGAACCUGGUUAUUGGUGGUUUGAUGUACUGGUUGCAAGCCAAUUCUGUAAACCAAACAAUGGUUCAACGUUAUCUAGCUUUGCCGACCUUGCGCAAAGCUAAAUGGGCGGUGUUUUUAUUCUGCAUUGGAAUAUCAGUCCUAUACUGCUUCUGUUUAUACUGUGGCCUAUUGAUAUAUGCUAGAUUUUACGAUUGUGAUCCACUCCAAACCAAGUUAGCGAAGGCCAAGGAUCAAUUACUUCCACUUCUGGUUAUGGAUGUCCUUGGAGGCAUUCCCGGUCUUCCAGGUAUAUUUCUUGCUGGUAUAUUCAGUGCUGCGUUAAGUUCACUCUCAACUAGCCUAAACUCAAUAUCAGCUGUUGUUCUGGAAGACUUCUACAAACCAUUUUACAGCAAGCAGCUUUCGGAUAGACAAACGAACUGGCUUCUAAAAGGAGUUGUUAUCGUCGUAGGAGUCCUCUCUUUAGGACUUACGUUUAUCGUUGAGAAACUGGGAACCAUAUUACAACUAACGAUGACACUGGAAGCCAUCACAAUGGGACCUCAACUGGGAGUGUUCACUUUGGGUAUAUUGAUGCCCUGGGUGGACGCAUUGGGUGCUUUGGUUGGUGGAUUGAGUGGAUUGGUUCUAAUGGCGUGUUGGUGUUUAUCAGCGCAGAUGGCAAUUGCUAGAGGCUAUAUAACCCACCCACACAAACCGUUAAGUACCAGCGGAUGUCUGUACAACUACACUAUCCCUCAAAUUAAUUCAACAGAAAGUGUCGAGGUAAGUUCAAUACUACACGUGUCAUAUAUGUGGUACACGCUAGUCGGGGCGCUAGUAACAAUGUUCGUGGGCGUCGUGAUAUCUGGUGUGAACAAAGCUAGAGGAAAGGCUUACGUCCCCCCCGCACCGAAGCUCCUAGCGCCGCAGAUCAGGAAACUGUUCCGAGAACCUCCGCACCCAACCGAUGAUCAGUACAUACGGGCUUAUGAAUCUCAGGAUGGAACUACGAACAAGUCUUCUGUGAUGCACAUGAAAGAUUUAAAAUGAGGUGACAAAAGAUGAAAUACAAUAAACGUUUUGAUAAAA
Molecule: messenger RNA, 1913 nt
Organism: Leptidea sinapis
Lineage: Eukaryota; Metazoa; Arthropoda; Insecta; Lepidoptera; Pieridae
Product: sodium-coupled monocarboxylate transporter 1-like
Exons: 14
Coding region: 93-1874 (593 amino acids)
Biological process (GO): sodium ion transport; transmembrane transport
Cellular component (GO): membrane
Molecular function (GO): symporter activity
Source: RefSeq, a predicted model, not a curated record